This is a messenger RNA of Salvia miltiorrhiza (redroot sage), 1123 nucleotides long. RefSeq names its product glyoxylase I 4. The transcript has 5 exons. NCBI's taxonomy places the organism in Eukaryota, Viridiplantae, Streptophyta, Magnoliopsida, Lamiales, Lamiaceae. The coding region runs from base 326 to 922 and encodes 198 amino acids. The record is from RefSeq and is a predicted model, not a curated record.
AACAUUAGAGACUCAAUACCCAAUGUAUCUCAAUUUGGUGUUGACUUUGCAGACUAUAUUUUGAUUUUAUUUCUUUAUCAGUUUUCUCGUUUCUUGUUUUAUUUUGUAAUUAUUAUUCAUAGUUUUUCUCGGUUAAUACGAUAUAGUUUCAUAUAUUCCUUCUUCCAAAAAGGAAAAAAGAGAGAGGAAUUAGUGGCAAUCUGCGAUCAAAAGUCCUCAGCCGUGAAAUAGUUUUUGGCGUUGUGUGGACUUUUAAUUUUAAUCCAACAAAUAUGAGUAUAUAAAAUCCACCAACUAAAAGCUUUCACAGUUUAAGCUCGACUCCAUGGCUUCUCUGCUGAGCCCACCUCUAAAUUUACCUCUCAACAAGGCAAAUGAUGGAAGUCUAAGAGCUCUUGUUACCAAAACACUGUCAAAGAGAGAUGUGGUUUUCAGAAAACAUAAUGGGCGGAAUGUGCAAUUUCCCGUGAUAAAAGCCAAAACAUCCUUGGAGACAGAUGUGCUUGAUAAAGAUUCUGCUGAGGCAGUUAAUGACAAGGAUGAUUUUGGAGUUGUUGGCAUGCACCAUGUCGGAAUCUUGUGCGAGAAUCUUGAAAGGUCACUUCACUUUUACCAGAAUAUUCUCGGUCUACCAAUAAAUGAGGCGCGGCCACAUGACAAGCUGCCCUACAGAGGUGCUUGGUUAUGGGUUGGCGCUGAGAUGAUACAUCUCAUGGAGCUUCCGAAUCCUGACCCAUUAACUGGACGGCCAGAACAUGGUGGUCGAGACCGCCAUGCCUGCUUAGCAAUACGACAUGUGUCAAAACUAAAAGAUAUCCUCGACAAAGCUGGCAUACCCUAUACUCUUAGCCGCUCAGGGCGGCCAGCAAUCUUCACACGGGAUCCAGAUGGCAACGCACUUGAGUUUACACAGGUCGACUGAUGCACUCGUGAGUAGUAGCAGCAGCAUAGAUUAUACAUGGCUUGUAAAAUGUCUCUGAACUGUGGUUAAUCAUGCAAUCCUAUGUGUCAGGUUUCGUAUAUAUUGAUGUGUUGUGAUGCCAUUAAUGUAGAUGUAAGAAAUAAUGUAAAGAUUACCCUGCUUCUGUUGAGAUAUAUAGUUCAUGGUUUGGGAUUUGUUUUA